Molecule: messenger RNA, 945 nt
Organism: Drosophila kikkawai
Lineage: Eukaryota; Metazoa; Arthropoda; Insecta; Diptera; Drosophilidae
Source: RefSeq, a predicted model, not a curated record
AUGUCUGCUGAAUCGGAUCUUGACAUCGAAAAGAUUGCGGCUGAGGCCCAGAAAAAAAUGAGAGAGGCGUUAAAUUCCUCGAUAAACCAAUUUAACGCCAUUUAUGCCUCGACCUCUAAUAAUGCUCGGCCAGUAGCAACUCAAGACUCUGAGCAAGAUGCUAUGGCUGAUGACGACGAUUGGUGGACCCCACGUCCCAAUAAUAAACGCCGUUUAAGAUCAAGCCCUUACAACUCAAGCUCGAAAAUUAUUAGGAAUUCAAAUAGCCCAAAACCAGCAGCAUCUGACAAUCGGUUCUCGGAUCUGUCAGAUAUGGACACGGACGAUGAAAUUAUGAAAUCACCACAAACAGUCGGUCAAAAUAGAUCCAACCAAGCCAGUAUCAGCACCAGCAACACCAGCAACACCACCAACACCAGCAACACCACCAUCGCCAGCAACCAAGUCAGCAACACUCUAACCAACAAUUUAAGCAACAGCGGCAACACCUGUAACAGCAAUAAUAGCAAUACGACUAGCUGCAAUGGUAGUCCAAACCAGCCCUCAGACAACAACGAAACCCCACCGUCUCACAAACCACCACCAAUUGUGGUCAAAAAUUGUGAAAACUUAAACGGACUUAUCAGAUCCACAGAUAAGGUCGUUCACCCAACCAAAUAUUCCAUUAAAUGCCACCCAGAUAAUUCCGUUUCGAUCUUGGCUUCAGAUUCAGAUGCGUACAGAGCCAUUACUAAAUCGCUUACCUCAAAAAAGGUGCCAUUUCAUACCUGGCAACUUAAAGAGGAAAGGUCUUACCGCAUUGUCAUCCGAGGUGUGCAUCACUCCAUUCCGGAUGAAGAUAUUAAGGAAAGCCUUACUUCACUUGGCCAUACUAUCCGCUUCAUCAAUAGACCCAGAAGCCGGUUCGAUAAAACAAAGCUCGUCAACCUAGUCUUUGUUGAAUAA